GUGGUGCUGUGAGUGGAUACCCAGGCAGGAGGGAAGGGGGCUGGGGAGAGAGGCUGUGUUCGGUUUUUAAUGCAUGAUACUCCCUGUGCUGGGAGAAAAGAGUGAACAAAGAUGUGGUUACCAGCUGUCUGCCCAGACCUUUUGAUUCAGAGGGGAGAGAGAUGCCCUGUGGGGAGGAAGGAGAAACAUGGGGGUGGAGUGUGAACAGGAGAAAUAAGAGGAGGUAGGGAUCAAGGAUAUUGGGGAGGCUGGGUUUGUAAUCAGCCCUUGGCUACAGUGAGGUGUUGUGAUUCCAAACGCACGUGAGAGUUCCUGUGGGAAGCUGGCACAGACCAAAUCACUACGGUUUCACAAAAGGAUGUCCUCUAGAGCUCAGGUUGAAAUUGAAGGCCAUCUUUCUCUUUUGUUUAGCUAUGCCCUUUGGGUUUUUUUUAUCUUAAAGCAGCUUCUCAGGUUUAGGUUGUAUAGUAUGUUAAAGCACAUAAAUGGUUCUUUGAGACCAGAUAUGAUUUUAGGCAGUAUAAUAGCUAAAGGGAGAGCAAUUUCCAGUACAAAGGUCAGUAGUGUUCAUUUCUUUAUUGACCAUAGAGGGAGACUAGAAUUACAAGUGUUGGCAGAGUCCCAGCCUAAGCAAACAACAUGCUCUAUGAACUUUAACUCACUUUGUUCUGUUCAGCACCACAUCUGUUUAGCUGCAUGGAUAACAGUAAUAACAUUAUAUUGCUUUGGCUGACAGCGGCAGAGAAAACACUCGGGUUCCUUUGAAAAUCGUCCCAGCAAAUGACAGCGUUGCUGGAGGUUUAGUCACUUGCUCGUCAAGAGCUGGUACAGGAAGCCUCGUGUCAGAGCUAUGACUGAGCAUAACUGCAGCUGAAACAAGAAGGAAAUGAGUUGGCUCCGUGCUCACUUCAGAGACAGAGGACCUCGCAGAGGCCCUUCUUCAGAGACAGAAGCAAUGAAAAGGCAGAGCUCUGCUCAGGAGCAUGAGAUUAUUGAAUUACGGGGACAUAAUGUGGAGGAAAGUGAGACUGAUCAUGACAAGGCUCUAAAUGCUCAAAUGAGAAAGGAGAGAGAUCCCUGGAAAUCAUGCAGGGAUGUAGUUUUCUGGAAGUGUAAACUAUGGAUGGUUAUAACUACAAUAUUUCUAGUGAUCUUCCUGGUCAUUCUCAUCAGCCUAAUUCUUUAUUCUAAUGUUUACACAGAUGAGGAUGACUACUGGGAUCCUGAUGAACUACUAAGCAGUGGAAACUUUCACAAUUUUUCAGGAACAUUGGAGUUAAUGUGUGGUCUCCCACACUUCUCCUCUGAGGACAUUACUGAGAGGCUAACAGAAGUCUACAGUUCAUCUCCAGCUUUAGGACGUUACUUUAGGUCAGCUCAGGUGAUUUCUUUCAGUAAUGAAAGCUCCACUGUAAUUUAUCAGCUAGUGUUUUCUGUGCCACCAUCAACAGAGGGAUUUAUGGAAAACAAUAUGAACCCGGAUUUUAUAAGGAACAUUUUGCGUCAGAAUAUUUAUGAUGAAGAUACUCUUAAUCCUGAGGCAUCUGAAUGUGACAGGUUAAAGCUCAACCCAACUUCUCUCACGUAGAAAUUAUGGAAAGAUUCCUCACCUUCAUCACCACCUAGAAGAGAUGGGAUUCCCUAUCUAUAAGCAAUCCCAGGGCAAGGAACUAUGCAUUAGGUAGAAACACUUCUAAAAUUGUUGUCCUGUAAAUACUGCCUGUGAUGCAAUAUUGUAAAUGGAAAAUAUGGUAUAUUUAUGAUGGUGUUGUAUUGCUAUAGCACUACUACCUAAUUCUUUUAUAUCUCAAUUAUCCAUUUCACUCUUGAGAAAAUCAUGCAUCUGAUACAUGCUCUGUUGACUUUGAAAGCUCUGCUUUGUCUUGCCUUAUGAUUAAAUCUGAAUGCUCUGCAUGAGCUUUAAAAGCAGUCUUGCACAUGGCUCCUUUUUCUUCUCUUGGCCUAUGCAAAAUUAUCUGCACAGCUUUAUCCUCAAUGCUCACUUCCAUUCAAACUCAUAUCUGUUGUUUUUUUUCCCUCCAAACUUCACAUGCCAUGUUUCCUAUAUAUAUUUGUAUUCUUUACUUAUGUGCAAGGUCUCUGCACUAGCUUCUUAAGAACGCUUUAACUCUCAUGAUUUCCUCAUUCUUCCUACAGUCUCCUUGGUCAAGGUGCUCUUUGCUCUAUUUUUCUCUUCUUCAAUGUGAAAUAUGAAAGAAGAAAGCAACAGCAUGAAGAGACAUGUCUUGCUCACUAAUGCAUGUGAACAUCACAGGAAUUUUUAAGAGGUCGAAUUAGCAGUGUGCUUUUACAGUUAGCUUCUGCUACCAGUGAAUAGACAGAUGCUUGACCUGUUUUUGUAAAUCCGAAGACAACUCUAUGCCCUUAAUUAUCGUUCCUGCCCAGCACUGGGGAUAAAAAUAAACAGAUGUAAGGUAUUUGCCUUAAUAAGGCAGAAAAUAGUCGUUCUUGUUGAUGAGAGACCAGAUGAGAUGAAUCAGUGCCAAGAGGAAGGUGCCAAAGCAGGUGACAUAGGCCAGCAGUCAGUAGGCCAGUAACUGGCUAUAACAUAAAAACUAAGCAUUACCUUUAUGCAGAAUGGAACAUAUUCACUACCAUGUGAGUGAAGUAUAUCUUGUCAUUUAUUUAUAGCCUUAUAAAUAUUAGUACUGUUAGAUAUUUUAUUUUAAGAAGCAUUUUGUAUUGUAAGAAAUAUGUCCUGGAAAAUUGUUUUUCUCUUUCUAGUAUUACUGGUUUAUUUAAGGAGUAAUCUGACAAUGUUAUAGUGCAUUAAAUUAUUUUUUUUUACUCUUAAAGUGACUGUUUUCAUUCUUUAGCAGCUCUAGUCUUUCAGCUGUGUGAGUUGGAAAAUAGCCAUUGGAAUUCUAAAUGCUGAGCUGUAUGAAGCAUGUCUGAGAGAACUGUACACUCAAACCCAUAGUUGCUGUUGCAUGUGUUUAAACUGAGCUUGGGAAACGUCCUGGAACAAAUUAGUAAUUUGCAUGACUCUCAUAUUUGUGGCUUAUUCUGAUUCCCUCUUGGUUUGUAAGAUAUAGCAUUGACUGUAAGAGCUAUAAUUUCUCCUCGUGUAGUAGUCUAUGCAGCAUACAGUUAGAAGAGAGAUUUCUUUUGAUCCUUAUGCUGGGGAAGGACAUAGUUCAUGGCUUGUAUGGCUUGUCCCAAAAGCUGCUAGCUGUACCAACAGGAAAGAAAUAAACUGCUGUUGAGAUGUUGCUCAA
This is a messenger RNA of Parus major (Great Tit), 3239 nucleotides long. RefSeq names its product chromosome 1 C3orf52 homolog (gene C1H3orf52). The transcript is spliced from 7 exons. The record is from RefSeq and is a predicted model, not a curated record. The coding region runs from base 887 to 1588 and encodes 233 amino acids. NCBI's taxonomy places the organism in Eukaryota, Metazoa, Chordata, Aves, Passeriformes, Paridae.